This is a messenger RNA of Solea senegalensis (Senegalese sole), 1467 nucleotides long. RefSeq names its product CCAAT enhancer binding protein gamma (gene cebpg). The transcript has 2 exons. The record is from RefSeq and is a predicted model, not a curated record. Gene Ontology annotation, molecular function: RNA polymerase II cis-regulatory region sequence-specific DNA binding; DNA-binding transcription factor activity, RNA polymerase II-specific. NCBI's taxonomy places the organism in Eukaryota, Metazoa, Chordata, Actinopteri, Pleuronectiformes, Soleidae. Gene Ontology annotation, biological process: DNA-templated transcription; regulation of transcription by RNA polymerase II. The coding region runs from base 243 to 734 and encodes 163 amino acids.
GCUGAGCGGGAACAUCUCCGUACAAGGAAAAGAGAUUUCGCAAUCGUCUUGUGUCCAUGUUCUAAACAACAAGAUCCGGAGCUCGAGUACCGAAAAAAGUCCAGCUGAAAGUCCGGAGCGCGUCAGAACCGACGGACGGUUCCGGCCAGUGGAUCCCGGUGAAGGUUGGGUGUGGUCUACUUCCUGUUUCUUCUCUCCACGUCCGUGGUCAGAGAGCAGCACCUGAAGGCAGCACAUCACAAAUGAGCCGGCCGUCGCAGCCGAAACUCACCACAUCAUCUGACCGCAGUGGCGUGAGCGUUAUCCAAAGUCAGGGCCACGCCUCUUCAUCGCUGCCACCGUCCGUAAUUGGACUGCAGCAAGUCCCACAACUUGUCCCCGCCCACCCUUCAGCCGGAGGCGGCAAGGCCCUCCCCCCCAGCAAGAUGAAGAAGCCCCCGGCGGACAAGGACAGCGACGAGUACCGGCAGCGACGCGAGCGCAACAACCUGGCGGUGAAGAAGAGUCGCAUGCGCAGCAAACAGAAGGCGAUGGACACGCAGCAGCGCGUCAACGAGCUGAAGGAGGAGAACGAGCGUCUGGAGGCAAAGAUCAAGCUGCUGAGCAAAGAACUGAGCGUGCUCAAAGACCUGUUCCUGGAGCACGCUCACAACCUGGCUGACAACGUCCCGCCUCCACAGGCUGGCGCAGAGGGCUCCAGCCCCGCCCCCAACAACCCCACCAAUGGACAAUGAGGUGGGUGAGGCUUUGGGGGUUGCUGGUGAAACUUUGGAAACUCAUGAACAUGUGAUCCGGUCUUCUACUCGUUUUUUUCUGUGGUUUAUUACUGAGUCUCUCGUGUUGAACGCCCCCUGCUGGAAAAGCUGUCAAAUCAUUUUUCAGCAACAACGAAACGUCACCAGGAUCAGGAUGAAACACACAAAUCCAUCAAUAUUGUUGAUAACUUAUUGGCCAAAGUGAAAUCCUGACUAAAAGGCUUUUAUUGAGAAUUGGAAAGUGAUCAAAGUGAUCGUGUUAUUGAUCAUUGACUGUGACAUGAACCUUAUGAAGUGAGAAACCAGCGACCUGACCUCACUUCUUGUGCUUCCUCUUCCUGUUUAAGACGUUGACGCCGCAUAGCGACAUGAUUGUCAUUGUUUACUUCACAUUACGUUUUUACUUUGUUUGUCACACAUUUUCUCAAUCUGUAACAAAUCAAUAUAAACCAGCGCAGUGAUCCUUUAAACACACACACAGUUAUUAAUGUGUGUGUGACAAAGGUCAUGUGAUAAAUCAGUGAUGUCACACAAAUUGGUUCCUUUGGUUUGUUAUUGAAAAGGAGCCUGGAAAUCCAGGUGUUGCAAUGACGACCCGCUCUGAUGAUAAUGGUAACAUCAUCAAUGAAUGUGUUGAUUAUUGAUCAAUGUUUUUUCCACUCAUAUUGACAGUCAGUGAACGUUUCAAUAAAGUUUUUAUCUUAAUUGAUAA